UAAAUAAAUUGAAACCCUUUCUUCACCGCUAAAACUGUUGCCAUUUCAAUUCAAGUCUUCCUUGGGAAGUUUGCUAUAUUGUUACUGAAACCCCCAAAUUCGUUUUGAUUUCUUCACAAAUGCUUGAAACCAAUCACUCAUCGCGAAUCUUUCGCGGUGUUCAUUUUGCUCUCUUUGGUUUCGAUCCUCACACUGAAUCUCAGAUACGAUUCAAGCUUGUUAAUGGCGGUGGAAUUGAUGUGGGGAAAAACAGUGGGAGUUGCACGCAUGUCAUUGUUGAUAAGAUUGCUUAUGAUAAUUCUGUGUGUAUUGCUGCUAGAAAUGAUGGAAAGACGUUAGUCACUGCAUUGUGGGUUGAACACAGUGCUGAUAUUGGACUGCCUGUUGAUGCUAACUCGGUUAUGUACAGACCGCUGAAAGAUUUGGAUGGCAUUCCAGGUGCAAAAGAUUUGAUUGUCUGCUUGACUGGCUAUCUACGCCAGGAUCGGGAAGACAUUAUGACAAUGGUUAGCCUGAUGGGUGCACAGUUUUCUAAACCAUUGGUGGCAAACAAGGUUACUCAUCUUAUAUGCUACAAAUUUGAAGGGGAGAAAUACGAGCUUGCCAAGAAAUUGGCCACAAUAAAGCUAGUUAAUCAUCGUUGGCUGGAAGAUUGCUUGAAGAAUUGGGUGCUUCUUCCUGAAGACAAAUAUAACAAGAGUGGUUUUGAACUGGAGAUGAUGGCGGAAGAGGCUAAGGAUUCUGAGGAUGAGGCUGAAGAUUCUAAGCUGGGGCAAUCAGGGGGAAGGAAUAGAAGCAGAAGUCCCCUUGGUUCAAAAUUUGGUACAGCUGUAACUCAUGGAUUGUCAAAAUCUUUAAGAGAGGAAGCAUCAAAUGCCAUCCCAGAUUCUACUGGUCCUCAGGUUUUUCCAAAUGCCGAUAACGGUAAAGACUCUUCAACUACUACAGGAAAUAAGAACAAUUCUGAUCAAGACGUAAACUUGCAUAAUAUUGGUAACCUAAAUGUAAGCUGUCAGGUUCCUGAUGUUUCUUGGCAUUCUACGUUAUGUCAGCUACCUGAAUCAUAUGCUAAGACCAUUGAGUCUAAGAAUGCUGAUUUUCCAAAUUUGUCUGGUUUCCAGGAUCUUGGCAUUACCGUAAAUACAAAUUCAUCUGGUCAGCGACCUAAUCUGCGUGAUGACACUUCGGAGACGAAGAAGUUAAGUUACACAGGAUCAACUUCUGCAAGUGCUGAUGUACUUGCACAUUCAGAUGGAAAGCUCGGUGCUCCAAGUUAUUCUAGGAAGAACCAAAAAGGGUUUAAAUUUUCAAGGGGAUUAGACGAAUGUGAUGGCAACAACCUUGAAACCCCUUCCACCAAGGUAGAAAAGACAAGUGAGGGAAUCAAAUCUGCCUGUGUUGAAGGUUCUGGGAAAGAAACUGGUGUUAUUCAAGAGGAUUAUGGAAAUAAUUUAUUGCCUCAAAAGAGGACGAAUGAAGCCGCUUCAACCAAAUCAAAAUCAAGAAAGAUCACUGCUAAUGCAAAGUUGUCUAUUGAAAGAACACAACCGGCAAAUGGUAAAUCUCAAGGAUUAAAAGUGUCAUCUGUGGUUGAUGAGCCACCUGUGUCUGAUGGCUUUCUUUCUGCUGACAAAGAUGGUAAAAAUAACUUAGAUACUUGCUUGAUUUCUAAAUCUGCAGCUUCUGCCACCAACUCAGUGGCAUUUGAUAAGCCUGUCUCAAGAAAUGCAGAGUCUUCUCAGUGUAAUAAUGCUCGUCAGAAUUCCGCAAAAAAGGCUGUUCAGAGCUUAAGUAAGUCUAAAAUUAGUGGCGAGACUGAUAUAACAGGUUUUGAAAUGGGGCAAAGUGAUAACGAAGCAGAGAAAUUUAAUAUCAAUACAAAUCUCGAGUGUCCAUCACCAGGAAAGAAGUCAAAAGAUGAAGGAUUUGCUGGUCUUGAUAAUUGGGAUUUAAUCAAUGAAGAAAGCAAUAAGCUGAUUAAAAAGUCACCCCGCAAGAAGUCAGCUGCCAAGAGAACUUUGGGUUCUAGGCCCAGAAAAGGUGUUACUGCUAAAUUGAAAAGUCCAGUUUCCUUGAAUAAAACUAUGCAGCAAGAUGAAGGCGUAAGUUCCUCCAGUAGAAGCAAAGAAAUAGCAACUUCUUGCACUAAGAAGCAUCAGGCAUCACCCGAAAUCCUUGAUGUUAAUAAAUUGAUGGAGCAAGAAAAGGUUUGUGAGUAUGCUGAAGACGUUGGUGGCAAAACUGAUUUUUUGGAUGACGAAACAGAGGCUCCAGAUGACAAGUGUGAAUAUGAGUUGGGAGUGGCUCCUGACGAAGAAUUGGUUCAUCUUUCAAAGAAAUUAGACACCUCAGCAGAAGAGAAGUUAGAUGCAGUUGACCAUGAUAAAAAAUGUGAAGCAAUGCCUCCUAAAAAGGUUAGUAAUAAAACUGAAAAACAGAAGCUACCUUCACUGUUAGACUCAACCUCAAAGUUAAAAGUAAAGCAUCAAGCUACAAAACGUCCUGCAAGUAAAACCAAGAAGACCACAGUUGCAAAGAAAUUAGCGAAAUCUGAAGAGGCAGCAGUAUCUGGGGAGAAGAUUCCUAAUGAGACAAAGGAUGAGGCAGAAAUAAAAAUCCUGAAAGAAGUGUCUGUACAUUCUGAUAUAAGUGAGAAUUCAAAUGUACCAAGAAAUAAGCCAGAUAGUUUUGUUGAAGAGGAGAAGGAGAAUAGACCAAAUGAUAGAGAACAUGGUUUAGUGGAUAGAACAAGUGUUGGAAAUCAAACUAUUAAAUCUAGUGUUAAGCCAGCAAAUAUCAUCAAAUCUAAGAAAAUGAAGCACAAUUCAUCUAUAUCUGAUUUUAAAGCAAGAGCAAAAACUGAAGCCACAUGUUUUAUAUUAAGUGGGCAUCGCUUCCAGAGAAAGGAGUAUCAACAAGUAAUCAAGAGUUUGAAAGGAAGGGUUUGCCGUGAUUCUCAUCAGUGGUCAUAUCAGGCAACACACUUCAUAGCCCCAGACCCUAUAAGGAGGACAGAGAAAUUUUUUGCUGCUAGUGCAUCAGGAAGGUGGAUUCUUAAAACUGAUUUCUUAACUGCCAGUAGUCAGGCAGGAAAAUUAUUGCCCGAGGAGCCUUAUGAGUGGCACAAAAAUGGUCUCACCGAGGAUGGUGCCAUCAAUAUGGAGGCUCCAAGAAAGUGGCGGCUGUUGAAAGAAAGAACAGGUCAUGGUGCCUUCUAUGGGAUGCGUAUUGUUGUAUAUGGCGAUUGUUUUGCUCCACCUUUGGAUACUCUGAAGCGUGCAGUCAAAGCUGGAGAUGGAACAAUAUUAGCAACGUCCCCUCCUUAUACCCGCUUCCUUGAUAGUGGAGUUGACUAUGCCUUAGUUAGCCCUGGCAUGCCGCACGUUGAUUUGUGGGUUCAAGAGUUCUUAAAACAUGAGAUACCAUGUGUUGUACCGGACUACUUGGUGGAGUAUGUAUGCAAGCCUGGGUUAUCCCUUGAGAGACAUGUGUUGUAUGGCACUCAUGCUUGGGCAGAUAGGUCAUUUGCAAAACUUCAGAGUAAGGCAGAAGAGAUUAUUGAGGAGGUCAUUCCUACUAAGGAUUACAAUGAUGAUGAUGAUGAUGAUGAUGUAGCUUGCCAAGUAUGUGGAUCCCAGGAAAGAGGAGAUGUCAUGCUGAUUUGUGGUGAUGAAAGUGGAUCUGUUGGCUGUGGAGUGGGUACACAUAUUGAUUGCUGCAAUCCUCCGCUCACAGUUGUUCCCGAGGAAGAUUGGUUUUGUCCAAAAUGCAGUGGCACCCAAAAAUGCUCACAAAAUCCCAGUAAAAGGAAAAAGGGUGCAUUGUCUUCAUAAAAAAAGUGAGUCUCUUGAGUCUGUCACCAUGUAUCUGAUUCUUAUCAUUCAUUAUCCCCUGGUUAUUGUGUGUUUCACUCUUGCUGUUCUUACAUAGCUGUUAUAAUAAUUAUGUAAAAUUCCUUUUA
Molecule: messenger RNA, 3961 nt
Organism: Trifolium pratense (red clover)
Lineage: Eukaryota; Viridiplantae; Streptophyta; Magnoliopsida; Fabales; Fabaceae
Product: BRCT domain-containing protein At4g02110
Exons: 10
Coding region: 120-3833 (1237 amino acids)
Source: RefSeq, a predicted model, not a curated record